Messenger RNA from Medicago truncatula (barrel medic), 1439 nucleotides. Its product is annotated as ribosome-binding factor PSRP1, chloroplastic. Gene Ontology annotation, molecular function: ribosomal small subunit binding. The transcript has 5 exons. Gene Ontology annotation, cellular component: cytosolic small ribosomal subunit. Bases 43 to 1104 code for a protein of 353 amino acids. The record is from RefSeq and is a predicted model, not a curated record. Gene Ontology annotation, biological process: negative regulation of translational elongation; primary metabolic process. NCBI's taxonomy places the organism in Eukaryota, Viridiplantae, Streptophyta, Magnoliopsida, Fabales, Fabaceae.
ACGAGUAGGCUGGAAAAUGGCCCGCGUGUGAGACACAGUUGAAUGUUCAUCGUCAUCCAAAAUGGAAAGAGACAACCGUUAUUAAACAAACGCUUUCACCAUCAUCAUUAUUUUCCUCUUCUUUCUUUCUUUCAUAUAUACAGAAAAAUCUUCAUUCAUAAUAUGUCAAUGGCGACUCACUUCACCUUCCACACAUCCUCCUCUUAUUCUUCUCCUUCUUCCACGCGGUGCCUUUCUGUACUCUCUCUUCCUCCUCAACUCUCAUCCAUAAAGACCAAGUUACCCUCCACAACAUUCUUGACAGGAGAAGGAGGCACAUCACAGUUUCUCAAAUUGAAGUAUGCCGCCACAACAACAACAACUAAACGCGGCGGCAGCGGCGGUUCACUCUCCGUUGUUCGUAUGUCAUGGGACGGUCCACUCUCUUCCGUCAAAUUAAUCAUCCAGGGUAAAAAUAUGCAGCUGAAUGAUGCGGUGAAACAGCACGUAGAGGAGAAAGUGGGAAGAGCAGUUCAGAAGCACAGCUAUUUAGUCAGGGAAGUUGAUGUCAGGCUAUCUACUCGCGGUGGAGGAGAAUUUGGUCGAGGACCUAGAACACGUAGAUGUGAGGUUACUUUGUUUACAAAGAGGCAUGGGGUGGUGCGGGCUGAGGAACAUGCGGAAACUACCUAUGCGAGUAUAGAUUUGGUGUCCUCGGUCAUUCAGAGAAAGCUGAGAAAGAUUAAGGAAAAAGAAACUGAUCAUGGUCGCCACAUGAAGGGAUCCAAUAGGUUGAAAUUUAGAGAGGCAGUAUUGCCAUUACCCACGGAGGAUGAAACUGAAAUCUCCCCACAGAAGGAGGAAGAAGAAGAACUUAUUGAAGAGGUUGUUCGGACAAAAUACUUCGACAUGCCUCCUUUAACUGUGUUUGAAGCAAUUGACCAGUUGGAAAUGGUUGCUCAUGACUUCUAUGCUUUUCGAAAUGAAGAAUCUGGGGAGGUUAACAUUGUAUACAAAAGAAAAGAAGGAGGUUAUGGACUCAUUAUUCCCAAAGGAAAUGGUGAAGCAGAUAAAUUGGAGCCUAUAGUGGUUGAACCGGCUAAAGAACCCUCUCUGCAAGAAUGAAAGGAAUUCCACGUGAAACUCAUUUUCUAAGAACACAAGAGCUUGUACAUGAUUAGCGGAUAGUAAUAGCAAUUUCUUUGGAGCAAGAAGUUGCAUAUGAAAUUCUAAUGGAGACUCUGGGGUUUUAACUUUCAAGUGCAAACCAAGUUUUAAAGUUUAUAAUAAUGUACACUUGGAUAGCCAGUGAUUGUAAAAUGAAAGAGAUGCACCAUUGAGUGUGCUGCACAUAACUUCCACGAUACAUCUUUUCCUCUGACAAUGUCAUCUGCUUUCUUUCAUCGUUCGUUUUGUUCUGCUUUGUGUUAUUACUUUUCCAGAUUACUCAAAAUUUUAAA